CGGCGCGUGGCAGGUCCGGCGGGCGCCCGGAGGCGGCGGCCCGACCCCGGCCCAGCCUCGUACCGCCCGCCCCCCCGCCCGGCCCCGAUCGCGACUCCGACUCGCCGCCCGGCCCGCCCGGCGCGCCGCGGCCCCGCCCCGGCCCGGCACCUCCUGAGGGAGCAGCGCCGCCGGCCGAGCGCAGGCCCGGCCAUGACCGACUUCAAAUUGGGCAUCGUGCGGCUCGGCCGGGUGGCCGGGAAGACCAAGUACACGCUGAUAGACGAGCAGGACAUCCCGCUGGUGGAGGGCUACUCCUUUGAGGCCCGGAUGGAAGUAGACGCAGAUGGAAAUGGUGCUAAGAUAUUUGCAUACGCCUUUGACAAAAACCGAGGAAGGGGGUCAGGAAGGCUCCUUCACGAGCUGCUGUGGGAGCGGCACAGGGGGGGCAUCGCCCCUGGGUUUCAGGUGGUGCACCUCAACGCUGUCACUGUGGACAAUCGCCUGGACAACCUGCAGCUGGUGCCCCGGGGCUGGCGGCCCAGGGCCGAGGAGACCUCCAGCAAACACAGGGAGCAAAGCUUAUACUGGCUGGCGAUUCAGCAGCUGCCCACAGACCCCAUAGAGGAGCAGUUCCCCGUCCUGAAUGUGACCCGGUACUACAACGCCAACGGGGACGUGGUGGAGGAGGAGGAGACAUCCUGCACCUACUAUGAGUGCCAUUACCCGCCUUGCACAAUGAUCGAGAAGCAGCUCCGGGAGUUCAACAUCUGCGGGCGCUGCCAGGUGGCGCGCUACUGCGGCUCCCAGUGCCAGCAGAAGGACUGGCCGGCCCACAAGAAGCACUGUCGGGAGAAGAGGCGCCCCUUCCAGCACGAGCUCGAGCCCGAGCGAUGACCGGGCGGCGGGCGCAGCUGGCGGCUGGACCGGGGCCGCCCCCACACCCGCUCCUCCGCGGGGGCCCCACCGCGCCGCUUGGAGCAGAGACAGCUGAGAGGCCCCGCCAGGACGCUUCUCAUUAUUUAUAUGUUAAUAUGUUUGUAAACUCAUGUACAGUUUUUUUGGGGGGGAGGCAGCGGGAGGGUCAGAAAGUACAAAUAGGGUCAUUUGCUGUAACACUCGCUCUCCGGGCGGCUGAGCCGAGGAGGGAGGCCCGCCCGGGACGGGGCAGGAGGCGAAGUAAAGGGUGGGAC
Messenger RNA from Hippopotamus amphibius kiboko, 1172 nucleotides. It is a transcript of the gene ZMYND19, whose product is annotated as zinc finger MYND-type containing 19. Bases 193 to 876 code for a protein of 227 amino acids. The transcript has 6 exons. Lineage: Eukaryota; Metazoa; Chordata; Mammalia; Artiodactyla; Hippopotamidae. The record is from RefSeq and is a predicted model, not a curated record.